Molecule: messenger RNA, 2921 nt
Organism: Racocetra persica
Lineage: Eukaryota; Fungi; Glomeromycota; Glomeromycetes; Diversisporales; Gigasporaceae
Source: the annotation of a GenBank genome assembly
ACCCUGAAUAUAGCUUCUUGGAUUGUGUUUCUAAUCAAAAAUUUAACGAAAAAUAUUCAGACUCGCUCGUUAACAUUUAUUUUCCAAAAUAUGUUACUCCUAGUAUUAACAAAAUUGAAUCUGAUGAAACUUAUUGUAGAAUUGCCAAGUGGAUGAUGAAGAUAUGCAGUAAUAUGGAUCAACUAUCAAAAGUAUGGAGUGCCUCGAUAGAACACACAAGAUCUAGAGAUAGAUUGUUGCGAAAAACAUUCCUUGAGCGUGUACAACACCACAUUUCAUCUGUCCCUGCAGAAUUAUUACAAAAACACUUUGAUGCAAUCUCCAAUGAUUUCAAGGCAGAUGUAGCAGAUCCAUUUCGAAAUGCUACUUUUGCUUUAUUAGAACGUACUUUUGUUCAUAAAUGGACAACCUCCAAUGUAGAUGCUAUAUAUUCCAUGUUACAAAAUUAUCAACUUGAAUGGAAAAAAGAUCAUCAUCUUCGAGCACUUGAAAUUAUUUCAAUUUCAAAGAGCAAAUUAUUGUUAAAUAAAUUUCCUGCGUUGCUUAAAUUCUGGUUUAACAAAUAUAGUAAAUUUAUUAAUUUAACUAAUUUAACUGAAUCGGAUGAAAUUCCCAAUAUUUGUGAACAAUGGUAUUAUAGCAUGCUAUCUCUUCUUGAUUUCGCCUCCGAUGACUGGAAAUACGUUCAUGAUGUGUUUGAAAAUCUAUCAUAUAUAUUUAAUAUUAUAAAGAAUCGACCAGAUAUAUUGGAUAAAUUAAUCAAAAUUGCUAUUGAUCGUUGUAAUCUGUGUAGUGAUACCAGGAUCUUUAAAGCUACUAAGCAUAUUCACAAGUUUCAUAAACUUGGUCAGGAUCUUGUUACACCAUUUGCGCAGAUGGUGAAAGGAAAAAUCCUUGUUAAAAAUAUUGAUGACGCGUUGUUACAAAAGAUGCAAGAGAUUUGUGCAUGUAAAUCGGAUGUUUUGGAUGUUCCUAAUUCGCUGUGUGAAGAAAUAUUAUUAUAUAUCGUGGAAAAAUUGAAUACCUUACAUCCUUUACCUGAUAAAUCCGAUUCUGAAAUUUCUUCUACCUCAUUGAUUCUUCUCCGUCAUUCCAGAUUUUGGAAUUUGAUAUUAAAUCCAAUUGGUGAAGUUACAAAAUUGAAAUCACAUCCUUAUAUUAAGCAAGCUCAAAGUAUCAUUCGUAAUUUCGAAAAAAUCUUGACACAAGAAUCUAUUACCUUCCUAUUCUUACAAAGACUUCUUCUUAAUCAAGAUGAUAUAUUAAUUCGAUUUUUUAAUUCUGAAAAAAUUAAUAAAUCAACUAUUAAUAAUUUAAGAGAUCAAUGCAAGAGUUAUUUGAGUAAAAAAGAUCGAUUACAUACUUUUUAUACUCGAUUUUGCUCUCAAGACAAAGUUAGUGAUCUAAAUUUUUUUCUUGAUGAUAUAAAUGAAAGAUCAACAAAAUUAGAUAAUUUAACUCUUAAAGAAACUCAAUCACCAAAUCAUUGGGAGAAACAUGAGAUUUCAGAAGAUGCUGCAAAUAUGGUAUACAAAUUAAUUGAUUCACAAACUUUUAGAAAUAUUUUUGAUAAUGUAAUGAGAAUUGAAGGAGGGCCCGUUUCUAUGGAACAAUUGGUCAGAUCAAUUAUACCAUCAGUAAAUGAAGAAUAUAAAAAAUUUGCUCGACAAUAUCAAACUGAAAAUUGGAAAACUCUUAAAUGUUCAAGUCAAAUUAUACUUUGGCAAAGAGUUAAUCAAGGGAAUAUUAGAAAUGAACUUGAUUUUUUACAAAUAAAAAAAUCCGAUCUAUUGGUACAAACAAUGAUACAUAUGACACAAUUCCCUAUAUAUGUUGAAAGGCUUCAACAAUUAAAUGGAAUUAUAUUAAUGUUCAAGGUUUUAUGUACCAAAGGUGGCUGGCUUAGUACUAUGUUAAUGAUUCUUGAAAAUGAAUAUUUAUGGCUUGGUGCGCUUAAUGGUUUUUUCUCUUAUUACAACAAACACUUAUCAUAUAUUAAAGAUAAUUGUUGGGAAUUAAUUAAAGCAUUAUCAAUGUCUCAAGAUUUUAUUAAAUGGCUUCGAUCUAUAGCUGAACAUAAUAUAAAAAAUUUGAUUAAUAGUGUAGAUGACCAAUCAGAUGAACGACUUAUUCAGGAAGAAACAAUGUCUUCAUUAAUUCAAGUCCAUCAAGUUUUAGUACCUAUAAUAAAAAAUGAUGAAACUUUGACCAUUAAAAAGCUCUUGAGAAAAUUGGUAACGAUUGUGGAUUCAAAUCCUAAAUUGGGUCAAAAAAUUGAAUUAUGUAAUUGUAAUAGAAAAGCAUUGGAAAAUUUAGUAAAGAACAUUGAUAAUAAGACAGAAAUUACUCAAGAACGAAUUAGUAAUUCUGUUAAAAAAGGUGUUUUUACUUUUAAACGACUUGAAAAUGAUGAUAAAUGUACUGCUACUUUAUCUUAUUCAACCCGAGUAUUCGCUGGAACUUUAGAAAAGCAAAUGACAAAGUUUACGCUAAAUGAUUUGCUUGAUUUACGAGGACGAGCCCUUUUGAUUUCAAAACCUGGCAUCACCUUGGACGUGGAUAGUCUUGGAGAGGAAGGAUUACAACAUGAUAUGGCUAAAAAGACAAUGAUUGAAUUUGUGGAUCAAGUUGAUUUGGCACAAGAGAUUUGUGGAUUGGCUUCGGAAUUGAUUCAAAUGGGACAUUUUAAAUAUAGGAGAUUUAAUCAAGAUGUAAAAGGAAUCAAUGAAAUGGAAGGUUUACUUGAUGAAUUAAGGGUGGCUUUAGAUGAAUGGAAAAAGAUUGUGAACAAAGCGCAGGAAAAAUAUUAUUACCUGACUUUCUUUCCAGCUAGACAAAUUUUGGUAUUCUACGACUAUUUUAGUCAAAGUGCUAAAGAUAAAGCAACAAAUAUCGAAGAAUGCAAAGCUCUUAUAAAUUUU